This is a messenger RNA of Hymenoscyphus albidus, 1952 nucleotides long. NCBI's taxonomy places the organism in Eukaryota, Fungi, Ascomycota, Leotiomycetes, Helotiales, Helotiaceae. The record is from the annotation of a GenBank genome assembly.
CCCAGAUCCAACAUGCAAGCGAAAUAUACGAGAGUGAAGAUCCUCCUCAGCUUAUCUCUCUCCUCUCUUUAACUUUCUCUUCCCCUCUCCCUCUCCCCCUCCCUCUCCCACGAAAGCUAAGCUGCAUUGUUUUCUUAAAUCAACAAUCGCACCGAAGUCAAGGGCUUCCACUCUCAUUCUCUCUCCCCUUUGUCUCUUCUUCCCCAACAAUUCUGUCCCACAAGCUGCUCUUGUGAGCAUCUCCCCAUUCACCGCAGCACACGGCACGCAGCACGCAGCACCAGCACCAUGGCACAAGAUGCGGAUGUGUCCCACAGCAUCACGAUGCACCCUCAUCCCUUCCUCCAUUUAGACCAGCCAGAUCGGCCAGAUAGCUCCAGGUCGAGGAAUCAUACCCCCGUCCACCAGCUCCAGUCCGCUCCUUCCAACCCUCCUCCUGGCGCAAGCACCACCGCUGUGGAAGUCACCUCGGCAGAGAAACACGAUCCAGUCUCAAGAACCGCAGCUGGUAUGACCGACCUGGAGGAACAGAAACCCCCUCGAUAUACCCGCGAGAACGACCCUUACAAGCUGGCCUCCGCCUUCAAAAACGAGGAUGAUCUACGUUUAAUUGCAGCCAACACCUCGCGCAAGCGGGAUGGCUGCGGGCCUAUAAAGUUCAGCAAGGAUGCAUCCAAAGCAAAGAAGAUACAGAAGUUCUACGAGAACCAGAAUGAGAAGAUUGAGCGAAUGCUGAAGCCGGUCGAGGACCAUGUGGAAGACGCCCGACAAGAAGCUGGUGACGACCAUCUCAAGUUCCAGAUUGCCGUCUAUGGCUCUUUCAUCGCAAACAUUGUCUUGGCCGGUCUCCAGCUUUAUGGUGCUGUAUCUUCUGGGUCUCUCUCGCUUUUUACUACAAUGGCCGAGUAAGGAAACCCCAAUCUGUAUUCCUGAUUUGACAUACCAUGCCCGGCAUUUUAUACAUCCAACGACUGACUUGAUAUUAGUUCUAUCUUCGACCCUCUGUCCAAUAUUACUUUAAUUGCCGCAAACCGCGCUGUCAAGCGUGUUGACCCCAACCGAUUCCCUUCUGGAAAAGCCCGCCUCGAGACCGUCGGUAACAUUGUAUUCUGCUUCCUCAUGAUUGCCGUAUCAUUUAUCUUGAUCGCCUUCUCCAUAAAGGAACUCGUAGAUGGGAAUGCUGGUGAGACUAAUGGUUUCCAUUACCCUUCGGUCAUUGCAGUCGGGGUUGCUUUUGCUACCAAAUUCUCUCUUUUCUUGUAUUGCUGGGCUUUGAAAGACAAAUACUCCCAAAUCGAUAUUCUCUGGCAAGACCACAGGAACGAUCUUUUCAUCAACGGUUUCGGUAUCCUCACAUCUGUUGGUGGUUCCAAAAUCAAAUGGUGGAUCGAUCCCAUGGGAGCCAUUAUCCUUUCUUGCCUCAUCUCUGGUAUCUGGUUGCACACCGCAUUUGAGGAAUUUCUCCUUCUCGUGGGUGUCCAGGCUCCGGUUGAAACACAACAGCAUAUCACUUAUGUUUGCCUUACCCACUCCCCUGAGAUUGAAGGCAUUGAUACUGUGCGAGCAUAUUACAGUGGUCCACGUAUGAUUGUCGAGGUCGAUGUGGUCAUGAAUCCGGAGCGCAGCUUAAGAGAGACCCAUGAUAUUGCAGAGGAAUUGCAAAUUAAACUGGAAAGCUUGCCACGUGUGGAGAGAGCUUAUGUUCAUGUGGAUUAUGAGACAACUCAUAAGCCAGAGCACGCUUUGAAGAAGGAACUCUAGGUUUCCGGAAAUUCUUAGUAUUUAUUCUGUUUCGCUUGGUAGGCGAGGCUGUGUCUAGGCAGCACGCAGAAGCACACAGAGUCUCUGCUUUCUUUGUUGAUAGAUAGUAGGGGGUAAAGGCUGGUCAUUAAACUGAGAAGUUCCUACGUAGUACAUAAUUCUUCGAUACCUAACAAAAGUUUGCUUCUCCC